CUGUUUUGUAAUAUUACACAUACAUUGAAAUUUAAAAAUCAUUUAUUAUUCAAUUAGUGAAAAUGGGUAAAAAGAAAAACCAGAAUCCUACAGAAGAAUCAGAUACACCUGUCAAGAAAAACAGGAUAUUUUCUGCCAAGGAAUUCAGAAAAGAACUUAACACAAAUACACUAGCAUGUUUACAACAAUUUUCCAACGCAGUAAAAGAAUCAGAAGAAUAUGAUUAUAUUUUUGAGUACCUGGAAUGUGGAGGAAGCUGUUUAGAACUUCUCCAUUCAUUAGAAGUUAAUUCUGCAAUUGCACCAGCCCUUGUGUUUGAUAUAAUAACUAAUAUACUGCUUAGAAUCAACACUUUAUAUCCACAAUACCACAGCUCAGCUUAUGAGUCAUGCAGAUACAUACUCAACAAUUAUGUAGCGGUUCUUAAUAAAAUGAUAAACUUCAGUUCAACAACACCUGAGAGAAAAUCAUGUUUGAAGCUACUAACAGCCAUGGUGGCAUUUUCUCCAGUUUUGGCUAAAGAUAUUUUAAUUCAUAUUAACUUUCAUUCUGCCAAUGUAGAACUGCUUACUAAACAUACUGGAGAAAAGGAUAGCACCAGAGAUAAUUUCAUUAAGUUUUUGACAGCUUAUCUAGUAGAUGGCCAUUAUCCAGCACUAUCAGUUUUACUUGAGAAAAAAGGUUUUUUCACCAGUAUUAUCAGUGGUUUAAAAUUUGAUUCAGCAGAUACUUUGUGUUUGGUUGUGACUGCCAUGAAAACAUUUAUUCUGGAAAAUCCAUCAGUUUCUAAAACAGCUAAGAUGAAGACAUUUAAUACUACCGUAGUUAGGGAUAUUGUUAAUUUGUACAAUUGGAAAGGACCUGGUGGGUUUAGAGCUGAGAAGAAAAAGAGUUCUACUAUUACAGUAAAUGAAGUUGAAAAGUCCAAAGUUAAUGAGAGUGUCCAUGAAUUUCUGUUGAUACUUUGUACCAACCACAAGUAUGGAAUAAUUUUUAAAGACAAUUUAGUAGGUUUAGGGAAGAAAAACCAAAAUGCUUUGAUGUACACUGUGCUAGAAAGUUUAGAUAGGCCUUGGGAACACUCAUAUGCUUCUGAACUAGUCAUAAAGAUAUGUGCAGCAUGUCCAGAUCUCGCUAAGACUCUGUGGACUAACUUAAAGCCAUUUUUGGAACCCAGAUUAUCCCAGAAGUGGGUUAAUGUCAUGAAAUUUGCUGUAAAUUUGGUUAAAGAGCUAAGACCCAAGUGUCUUGAGUACUGCAUAAAGGAUUUAAGUGAUAUACAGCUAUUCCAAGUCGUACAAUGUCUUGUUUUACCUCUACCAAUAUUAAAGACAUUACUUCCUGAAAACAACACUUACGAAAAUGCUGCUGUGAAACAAUAUGUUCUUUCUUUACUUCUGGAAAUGCUCCGAGCUUUGCAAGAAUACUCGAUAGCUUCAAAAAAGUACCUAACUUUGGAGAAACACAAUAACUUUCAGCUCUUUUUAAAUAAACAUUUGUCAAAAAAUUUUCCCAACGCUGUAAUUGUACUAAAAGAUUGGGAAAAUUUGAAUGAAAACUCACCUUUCAGCACUAUUCAACUACUGGAGAUCAUCUUCGACAUAUUCAGCCACUACAAAUCGUUAUCUCCUGAAUUGUUGGAAGCUCUCGGCAGUAGUGAUACUGAACUGUCAGAUCUGCUUGCAAAGAUAGAACAGUUGAGUGAAGCAGAAGAAUCGUUGGAGAAGCUGCAAGUGAAAAUUAUUAGUGUUUUUGUCGAUUUAAAUCAAUCCACAUUCACCGUGGGUUCAAAGAUGUUUCGUUGUACAGUACCCCUGUUGUUGAAGAUAUAUUACAAUAGCUCCGAUGCUGCUACUCAAAAUGUCUUGUUUAAGCUAUUCAGAAACACGUCAAUAUUUGAGGGAUGUUUUUAUGAAAUAAAUAUAUGGAUUAACGGAGUAUUAAACCUAAAACAUUUUGACAAAAUCGUGGCUGAGAAUGUGGUCGACAUUCUAGAAAUAACCAAUGAACAUUUAGUCAAGUUUAUCGAGGAACUAUCCUCCAUGCAAUCAGAAAAUAGUAGAGAAAAACAUUACGACGAUAUAUUCCAAAAUCUGAUGCUAAAAGUAGAAGUUUCGUCAGAAAUUCAUACAAAUUCCAUAAAACAUCGAUACUUGAGCCCCACGGUGCUUGGUUUAUUGACUUUUUUGGACAAAAAUGAACCAUCUAAAAUAUUUAAGACAUAUGUCACUUUUGUAAUGACGAAUUUGCUGCAUCAACAGACACAAAUUGGUCCAAUAGUUAGUUUUAUCAAUAAAUGCGAUGCUUUGUCGUCUUCUUUUAAAGAAUAUGCUACAAACUGGUUAGAUUGUAAGAAAAUCACGUGUUUAACUAAGGUUAAAGGACGAGUUGAAGUUAUUAAAGAGUUUAGUGAACAGUUUUUGACCGGAAACAUAGAAACAUUCAUUGAACAUGUUGAUUUUAACAUGUACAGCGACCUAAAGCUAAACUUGUUGGACGCUGGUAUUUUCUAUACAUCAAAUUUUCUAAAUAAUAACAGCUUGACAUUAGAGUUUGCUGAAAGGUUUGAAAAAUUCUCUAAAAGUAUUAUUAAGCAGAAUCUGUCAGAUCCAGAGGUGAUUCAGAGGAUUUUGUGCCAUCCGACUUUGGCAAAUUCUGUCAACUUCUUAAAUAUGGAAGGAGGACAUUCCAGCAGCUAUAUCACUAAGGUUUUGGUCAACGUUAUUACAUAUUUGAUAGACGAAAAGUGUGAAAUAGAAGAGUACUUGAAGUUUUAUAGAGAACAAUUGUCAAACUCGAUUUUGAAAGUUCUUAAGAAGCCUGGAAAGUAUGAGAAUAUGUCUUUGGAGUUAAAGAAUCUUCUUCCGAAGUUUGGAUUGGGAUGCAACGAUUGUUUUACCAUAUUAAAAACAAUAUCCAAAGGUUUUGCUACAUAUACGCAACAUAGUUUGGUGGUAGGCAUUUUGUGCUAUACUUUGAAUAGAUUCGCAGAACUGUGCACUCUAGAAUCCAUUGGUGAAACUACAGAAGAGAUUAUCCUAAAUCUAACAUCGUAUUUCACAAAUCUAGCUAAUAAUCAACAAAAUGUUGCACCUCUGUCUUUAGUAUUUUUAGAUGUUUUAAAAAAGUUUCAUCAUUUGUUAAAGAAUGUUGAUACUAAACUGUUUAAAUCAGUGCUACAAUUGGAGGAAGUACACAAAGACAAUACCAAAUUCUUGAGUUUCUUACUAGAAAAACACCCUUCAAACAUAGAACAUGUCAAGGAACACCUCAAAUCAGUGUGUGACAAAAAAGCGUUGCUUCUCCCUUUGUUAGCCGUCCUUUCUAAGCAGGAAAUAAACAAGAAACUCUUCAAAAAAGUCUACGAUCUUAUCCUGCCGUCUUUAAACAAGACCUUGCAGAAGCCUCAAAAGGUUGGCCAACACUACCACGAGCAUUAUCAGGGGCUGAUUGCUUUGAUAAAAGUAGCUAUGCCUGUUGAGAACUGUAAGCAGUUUUGGGAAAAAGUCCAGAAAUUUGACUCUACUGAAAUAUUCCACGUGCAUCUAUUGGACACUAUAGUAACAAAAGUUUUAGAAGAUUCGGUGGCUGAUAAGAUGGUAAAUAAUAUCAUAGUGACUUUUGUACACUUACAGAUAUCUUUGUUCAAGAAAAAUGUCAAAUCUGAGGCAGAAAUUGAUAAAGCAGUGGAAGUGACGAAAGUAUUUGUACAGGUACUAAAAAAAAUUAAAGAAAAAUGUACAGAUGUCGAUUUAAAGAGCACUGCAAGCAACGAAACAGUUAAAUUAUACUUUAAGUUUUGUUUAAAAUAUGGUGUCUCCAAACAGCCGGUAUUUUUGCAAGCUCUGCAGCUUUUGAUACAUCUUUUAAGUAAACAUUUGGAAGUAGAAGACGGAAGGCUUAUCUUAGACAUGUUAACGUCUCAUUCAGAGUUUUUGGAAACGGUGUUAGGGGAGUACUGUGAUACUAAAACUGAAAUAUUGUCUCUAUACUUGGAAUUGUGUAGGAAAUGGCCCGAAUUUAUGGAAAGACACUACGUACCUCUCUUGUUGGCUAGUUAUAGAGGUUUGGUCAAUAAAUGUGACAGGAUUGUGCUUUUGCUUCUUAAAAUGUACGAAUCCAAACCAGAACAAACCCAUUUUUACGACUUCAAACCUUUUCUAUGGGAUAAAGCUGCAGCCACUCACUAUUCGGUCAGACAACAGCUGGAAAAAGCUCUGUGGAGACAACCCAAAACAGGCGACGUCCUCGAUAUCUUACAGGAACAUUUGGUUUAUUCUACCAUUACGAAUUAUCCCCUAAAAUGCCCUCUAAGGUCUGAAGAUAGUGGCAUGUUAGACGUCGAGGAUACUAAAAGUUACGAUUUGACGUUUUUGUUACCUUUGUUUAGUCAACUGUUGGCUCCUGAACAACAUAUACAGACUUAUAAGUUUACUAGAUCAGGUGCUUUAAGUUUGACCAUUAUUGGCUUGAGUAGCGCUGACAUGGAAACACGGAAAGCAGCAUGUCACGUUUUAGCAAGACUUCAUUACCACGUUGAUGCCAGACAGUCUGGGAAAGACAACUUGCUGUGGCUGAGGUACAUCGAAGCAGUAUGCAAAGGAGUAGCCUUGUUACCUGACUUAAAGCUCAAUAACUUUGCCGCCAUCUAUCUAGCAAGAAUGGCACUAGUCUUGACGCAGCCCAAUCACGUGAUGUACUUGCCUCUAUCCCAACAUCUGACAGCGAAAUCUUCUCUAGACUUCAGCACAAUUCCAGAGUUGUACACCUUCCUUCACAGCUCUGACGUAAAUUAUAAAGAGCACAGGAACUUUACUUUGGAAUUGAUCAGGGAUGGACUGAGAACUGAGAAAGACUUUACCGAUUUUAUGAGGUCUAUGGCUUUUAAACUCAUUUCUGAGUUGUAUUCUAGUGUAGUAGCUGAUUAUGACACAAAAGUGUUGAUUUUGGAUGUAAUAAAAUCAAUAUGUGGAAUUUCUUUAGGGGUUAAAGUUGUUUGCGAGAAUUACUCAUUUCUAACCCAGUUUUCCAAUGACCUGAAUAAAAUACUGACAAGUACUAAAGAAAAAAUAAAUAAUUUAAUAUUUAGAAAGAAUCUAGAUAUUGUUUUAAGAAUCCUGAGGGUUGCAAAGACCGUCAUGCCCAUUUUAUGAUCUACAACGCCUUGGAAAACUUCCUAUCAAGCACAAAUAAUGCUGUUUACUGGAUUGAAGGUAGCGAAGAAGUUUUCUUUGAAAUUGUUGACGUUUUAUUCAGCAGAUAUCCUAGCAUGUUUACGAAACAGUUUUAUAAUGCGCUGGAAAAAGUUGUGGAUGAUCCUGUAUGUAAUUAUGUUAGAGCAUACAACUGUGAUUUCUUUAACAUUGAUGAAUUGAAUGUUGAAGACAAACAUUAUUUUAUAAGAAAAUUUUUUGUAAGUUUUAGAAAAUGUAAAGAGGUAUAUGAAAAUAUAGUUAACUAAUUUUUUUAUGUG
Messenger RNA from Diabrotica balteata, 5473 nucleotides. NCBI's taxonomy places the organism in Eukaryota, Metazoa, Arthropoda, Insecta, Coleoptera, Chrysomelidae. The record is from the annotation of a GenBank genome assembly.